GGCGCUGCUGUUGCGUGCAGGUAGAAAGAACAAGCGACAAAAAAAACAGAAAACACUCGUCCUGGCUUUCAGCUAAGAGUGCAAUGGAAACGUGGAGUCCUUCUCGCGUGCUACAACCUAAAAAGCAAGGUUUUUAAAUCGGUGAAAAAAAGCACAACACCUUUCGCGUCUUGGAAGAAAGUGCUGUUGUGUCAACCAUCGUUUGGCUCCCGUUCACGCUUUGUACAGCGAGCAACUUGGACAGCUGCGUGUUCGAGCCAUCAACAAAGAAUGAAACCAGCGAAACGAGCUAUGGAGGAAGAGCAUCGCCCGGAGCAGGAGCACUCUUCGGCCAUGUCUGACAGCGAUGACGGCUCCCCGCUCGACCUGUCAGGAAGAGGGCUCCUUGGGAAGCGUCGUCGCCGUGGCAACCUACCCAAGGAGGCGGUGCAGAUUCUUCGGAGUUGGCUGUACGAGCACCGCUUCAACGCCUAUCCAUCAGAGCAGGAGAAACUGAGCCUGUCGGGGCAGACCAACCUCUCUCUGCUGCAGAUAUGCAACUGGUUCAUCAACGCCCGUCGGCGUCUGCUGCCUGACCUGCUUCGAAAAGAUGGCAAAGACCCCACUAAGUUCACCAUCUCUCGUAAGGUCGGGGGUAAAAAUGAAGGCCCCUCCACCGGAGGCGGAUCCAGCUCUCCAGAACACACUCCCAAUUCCUCCCAGCACCGCCCGUCUGUGAUCCGCUCCGCACCUACUCUGGACCUCAGCCUACUGGGCAGCACGGCAACAGCCAUUCUGACAGGAGCCGGCUACCCUGGUAAGGAGGGCUCCGUCCAGGCGCUUAUGAGGCUGGACACGCGGAGUCUGUUGAGGGAGGCAGAGGAAAAGGGGGCUCAGUCUUUUGGUCUGAGCAGCACAACAAUAGCGGCGAGCCCUACCAAUGGCCUCUUCAACACGCCCCCGCCCACGCCCCCCGAGCUGUACCCAGCCCAAGACUUCAGUGAUCUGAGGCUCCUCGUAGACGCGGCUCUGCAAAGGGCUGCAGAGCAAGAGAGAAGUGAGGGGAGCCAGAACAAACCCCCAGAGGUUGAUGGGGAGCCAAGUGCUCACAGCGGUGACAUGGGCCCAACCCCACCUCCAGAGGAGAAAGUCAUGGAUCCUUCCAGGGUGCAGAGCUUGAUGGAGAAGGCAAUGGCUCCUCCUGUGUCGGAUGGAAUAAAAUCUCCUGUUCCCGUGUCCUCGGGAGCCCCUGUGCCGGUCCCACCUCCAGUGCUGCUCUCAGCCUCAAGGCUAUCCCCUCUUCCCAUGAAUAAAGUGGUAUGGAGUCCCUUGGAGAAGGACCACCCUGUCCAUGCCUCCAGCCCAAACCAGCCUCAGCUCAUUCCAGCACAUCUGCCGACGAUAGUGCCGGUGUCUGCCUUAGUGCUGGGACAGCCAGAUCCUCAGAAACCAGCUGCUGUUCCAGCCAUAACCCCAGCUACACCAUCAGCCUCAGCCUCAACCUCAGGCUCACCUCCCACUACAGGUAUUAAAAUUCAUUCAGUAAGAUCACUAGCUCCUGCCAGCCAGGGUUCGUGCGCGGCUGCCAGAGGGGCGGCGCUCCACCAGCCGUUCCGCAGUCCUCCCCUGAUGUCGGUAACGGCCCCGUGCCCGCUGCCCACCUCGCCCUCGGUGUCACUGGCCACGCCGGCGUCCGCCCCCGCCCAGGCUCCAGCCGCGCCCAUGUCCACAUCUGUGAUCACACCUCUGCUGGGCCUCUCCUCCCACCUCGCUGCUCCUCUGCAGCCCUCCACAGGUGGCAGCGGCAGUCUGCAGCGGAAUUCCACGGUCGUGCCCAGCGUCUGGAGCAUGGUUCACGCUCACACCAGGCAACCCAGUUCACUACAGGUGGUCAAGGCCCCAAUGAGCACAGUGUGGGGGCAGCAGCACAGCCUGCACACAGUCAGUGAACCUGUCAACUAGGAGUUACAGCUGGAUAUUCUUUUUUUGGUUUUCUCUUUUCAGAAAUAGCAUGGAGGAAGUUCACACUCUUUUAGGCUGGAUUACACUGUAUAUAACAGAAUGUAUCUACACUCCCAGUCCCUUUAGGCAUGAAGCCUGACAGGCAUUAGAUGAUUUUGAGACAAAGUUUUAUUGUUCAAUACAAUGUUUACGGUGGGAGCUGACCCUUUAAUUGAACUUUUUUUUCUUUGCCGAACUUUCCGCAGCACGGAGCAACGGUUUUGUACAGUUUUCGACGCCAUCUUCAAUCACAUUUCCACUCUUGACUAUUGACGAAAAAGGAAAAUAUCCUCCAAUUGUACAAAGAUUUUCAGUGCAACUGAUUGGCUAUCAGCACAGCAGAGUUGGUUUCCUAAGUAGCAGUGCUGGACUUUACUGAAUGUAAAAAGAAGAAAAAGGACAUUCAUAUCAACUAAUUGGUUGCCUGUCAUUCAUUCCCUAUCUGGAUAAAAACCUGGACAUGAGUUUUAUUUUUCUUGAAACGGCAACAACUUCAUGGACCAAUUGUUCCGUUAGUUUUUUUUAUUUUAUUUAGAUUUUUAUUAGAUUUAGUCUGCUCUUUGUUCCAGCACAUUUCUCUGCAUCUUCCUCCACACUCUUCCCUUUCUUUCCAUCUUUUCACAUGUUUAUAGCAAAGGACUUUCAUCGGCUUUCACAAAGUGGGAUUACAGCUCUCCAGUUGGAUAGUUUUCUUCAACAAGUCCAUUUCAUAACCCGUGUCAGCAGAUGCAUAGUAUUUUCUUUGUCUCUGUCUGACGCUAAUCUUCUGUUCCAUCUCGCGAGGCAUCCAGGUCACAUUAUGUUACAGUGGGCAGUCUUGGCUGGACGGUGAGAGGAGACGUGGUGCAAAAGAAGGCUUUAUACGUAUUAUCUCAUGUAGAGAGUGGAUGUUUUACUGUCGUCCAUAUUGGGGCCUUAGAGUUUACUCUUUUUCAAAUCUGAAUGUCUUACUAAUUGAAAAGGGUAAUAAUGCUUACAGGUUUCUUGACAAAGCAAAUGUAGCACACUUGGUAGCUGAAACGAGUAUUAUUUUUCUUUUUUCGAAAUCUAGUUUUCCUUCAUCUGCUCUCCUGGUUUUUCUCCAGAAAUGGUUUCUAUAGAUGUUUCUAAUAAUCCAUUCAAGCUGUAGUUUCCGUGAAACUGUAAGGAUCAACCUUGAUAUAGCGGUGGCUGCCUCCUGGCCUCCACCCGUCAGCAGAGUGUGGAGUACAGCUGGAUUCCUUUGUGGCUAAUGCUGUAGCAGAACUGUUAGAAAGAUAGGCAUGUUUACCAGUGUCGAUGAGCUUUUUCUUUUUUCCUUUUUUUUGUUUAAACGGUCGCAUUUUACGCAGUCAAGUUGUCGAAGACGGAAGUUAGUCUGAUGUUGGGUCUCAAUACUGCUGAGCAAUGACCACUUCAACCAUUCCCAGAUUACCUCCACCUUUGCUCUGAUGUCGAGUUUUGUGCUCCCUCGCCGAGCCAGAAAAAGAGAUGGUGUGUGUUCUUUUAUGUCAGCCACCCAACAGUCUGAUGUCCAUUUAUACCUCAAUCUACUCAGUUCUUGUCAGGCUUGGGUCGUGUAGAGUAUUAAGUGUUGUUGUGACUUUUAAUCAUUCAUACUACACACCACUGUGACGACACUUUUUGUAAUUGGGAUACUGGAAGUGACUGGCUACGGUUUAGGUUUUAUGUGAAAGGGUAUAUUUUUAUUUCAGGUUUUUUAGAGACAAACUGACACUCCUGAGAACAAGAUGUGAUGUAAAUAUUUUGAAGGUCAAGACUCUUUUUUUUUUUGUUCUUUUCAUUUUCUGGCAUCAGCUCAAACUUUCACUGUAAUUUCUUUUACAGCCAAAUAUUUUCAAAAGGUUCAUUUUAAAGUUCACGUUGUGAAUCAUGACUGGCUGCUGUGCCUUAAGCCUACGACCGAGGGAUAAUGUCCCUGUGUAUUUUUUUUCCUUUAAUAUAUAUAUUAAAAACUCAAUAGUCUGUGCAAUAUACGCCUUAAACUUUAAA
Molecule: messenger RNA, 3972 nt
Organism: Menidia menidia (Atlantic silverside)
Lineage: Eukaryota; Metazoa; Chordata; Actinopteri; Atheriniformes; Atherinopsidae
Source: the annotation of a GenBank genome assembly